This is a messenger RNA of Coccinella septempunctata (seven-spotted ladybird), 2186 nucleotides long. RefSeq names its product bromodomain-containing protein 7 (gene Brd7-9). The transcript is spliced from 8 exons. Gene Ontology annotation, biological process: regulation of transcription by RNA polymerase II. NCBI's taxonomy places the organism in Eukaryota, Metazoa, Arthropoda, Insecta, Coleoptera, Coccinellidae. Bases 97 to 2067 code for a protein of 656 amino acids. Gene Ontology annotation, cellular component: nucleus. The record is from RefSeq and is a predicted model, not a curated record.
ACGGUUUUUCUGUGUAAAUUAUAAACAUAACCUAACCGAAAAAAAACAAAAUUCAUCCGUGGUAGUUUUGUUGGUGUUUUACGUUUUCUCUUCGAAAUGUCGAUCAAUCUCGUGCCUAAAAAGCACAAAAAGCACCGUCUGGAGAAACGGGAACGUCAUGAGAGUUCCGGCGAUAAGCCUUCGGGGCUCAAAUUGAUCCUGAAGGUCGGGAGUCAGGGGACUCCGGAACACAACCCGGAAUUCGGAAAUAUGAGCGGCUAUAGUGUGCCCGAGUUGGAAGGUGUGGAUCCGAACGAUCCAUACUACGCCCUUUCGAAAAGCCACCAUAAAAAAAGCAAGAAAAAAAAGAAGAAGAAGGAUAAGAGCAAGGAUCGAGAGAAGAAACACAAGCAUCAUAAGGAUAAGAAACGGAAAAGAGAAGAAAGCGAAACUGAGAACACUGAAGUUAUUCUGUCUCCGUACCCGGUGUUGGGAAGUCCGUCCCAACACAGGGAGCCCAGAACUUGUGUUUUGAAGAAGAUUCAAGAGAAAACCCCUCUUCAAAAGAUGUUAGAGCAUCUGUUGGGUUUAUUGGAGAAGAAGGAUCCCCAACAAUUUUUUGCUUGGCCUGUAACAGAAAAUAUUGCCCCUGGAUAUUCUAGUAUUAUUACACAGCCUAUGGAUUUCAGUACGAUACGUCAGAAGAUCGAAGAUAACUUGUACAACACUUUCCAGGAUUUCGUGGAAGACUUCAAACUAAUGUGUGAAAAUGCCAUGAAAUACAAUCACGUCGAUACGAUCUAUUAUAAAACUAGCAAAAAAUUGCUCCAGUCCGGUAUGAAACUGUUGCAGCCGGAAAAAUUGGGAUGGCUCUUCAACCUCAUCCCCGAAUUGACGAGCGACCAUGUCGGCUUCGAAAUAACUCCUGAACUGAGAUUGAAUAAGCACAGAGAUGAUAAUGAUGACGAUCACGUCAUCGAGAGUAAGCGUAAAAUGCCAAUCACUAAAUUUGAGGCUAUCCCGGAUGAGUUGACCCCGGAAGAAAUCUUAGUGAGGUCUCAGAAUGCCGCUAGGGAAGCCAGAAGAAAACUAGUUCUGAAAAAGGGAGGAGUUCCGAUGGGCUUCUUAAAACAACGUAGAGAUGGUACAACCAAUUUAAACAUUCUCGUUGGAGGUGAUGGGGUGAUUCCCGGCACCAAAAAAAGACCGGUAUUAUUGGGGCAGCUGACCGGCAAGUUGACUGAAGGAACGGGACAGUUGGCGGGAUUCAGGGAAGACAGGAGAAAUUAUGUCAAGACUGUGAAACCUCUGUACUAUGGUGCUUUUGGUUCUUACGCACCCAGUUACGAUUCGGCUUUCUCUAAUUUAACCAAGGAAGAAAGUGAGCUGGUUUUUCAGACUUACGGAUCUGACACCUCCCAACAAUACGCAGAAAGUAUCAUGGAUUUCGUUAAAGAUUCAGACUACGGCACCAGACUGGUUGAUAGUCUACUUGAUCUACUAACAGGUGGAGACCAUAGCAAAACUAAAAAAACCUUGGAAGCUAACAAAAAACUGAGGGAAGAGGAAGAAGCAGUGAAAACAGUUCUUGAAGUUAAACCGAUAGAUUCGGUCAAGGUUGACGUGGACGAACUGAAAAGCUUGCAAGGUCUGGGAAUAGACAUGAGUUUCCUGGACAACAUGGAAGAAGAGGUAAAAGUGGCGGAGGAAAGAUACGAGCUUCAACAACGCUUGAAUUCGAUGUGCGAACUGUUGGAAAAAUUGCAGAACGCCCAGCACCAGAGACUUUCCGCUCCUUUACCGCCCCAUUUGAACCAGUGUCCACCUCCUAGCGAGGAAGAGGUUAGGAUAGCGGAAACUAUCACUAAUAAUUUGACCGACAUCGCCAAAAGGGUCAAUCCGGGUGAUAUUGUUCCGGUGGUCGGAGUUAGAAAGGCUCUCGGAGUGGCUGUAUCCGACGUUGAGGUCCCCAACGACGUUCCCGACUUGGAACUCGAGUUACGACAGUUUUUAGAAUGUGAGUCCACUCAUCUAAGUCAUAGUCCUUUGAGGGACGAUAAAACGAUUGAGGAAAUGCUACUGGAAUGAUUGAUUGACGAUAAGUUUUAAAAUGAUCGAGGGAAUUUUCAGUGGGGUUCUCCUCUUAUUGUGUGACAUUAUAUUAAUUUAUAGCCGAGUUUUAUGAACAGAUAUAAGAUUCAAUUCCA